Adineta ricciae is the source of this 1389-nucleotide messenger RNA. NCBI's taxonomy places the organism in Eukaryota, Metazoa, Rotifera, Eurotatoria, Adinetida, Adinetidae. The record is from the annotation of a GenBank genome assembly.
AUGGCUAAUGCCGACGAAUUGUGUCAGUAUGCACGAUUAGGUCAAAUAUCUAAAAUUCAAAAGUGUCUACAAGUGCAUAAUGUUGAUAUUAAUGCGUUGAAUCUCUAUGGCGAAUCGGCACUUUCGACAGCUACGUAUCACAAUCAAAUGCCAACUGUUGAAUACCUUCUAGCCAAUAAAGCAGAUCCAAAGUUAUGUCUUUCAGCCGGUCAUACAGCCAUCCAUAUCGCUUGUCGAUUUGCAAGUAUCCCUAUGUUACAUCUAUUACUAUCCAUAAGAAAAGUUGAGAGCAACGAUGAAGACCAACAGCGUCGAGAAGACAAGUUUUUAUAUGAAUGCUUACGAAUCAAAGAUCAUGCUAAUCUAACACCAAUACACUGGGCAGCAACGCAAGAAUCUGUUACAAAACGACAAAAGAUUUUUGCUUAUCUUGAUAAGCGAAUGCCUGGUGUACUUGAUAGUCGAUACAACAUAACUUGGUUUGAUUCAUGGGCUAGAACCCAUCCAUGGGUUAAUGAGCUGCAGUCAACAAAAGUUGAUCACCCUAUUUCAUCGACUCGAUUAUUGGCGACUUUAAGAAAUACUGAGAAAAUUAGCCGACAACGUCAUGAUGACAGAAUAUCUUUACCUUUAUCAAAUGUAACACCAAUGAGCAUGACUCCACGAACAUCAUUGAUCGAUCAUGAGAGAUUAUCAAAACAGCCAACGACUGCAACAACCAAUGGAUAUUAUGUUGAGAUCGACGAUAGAGGUAGACAAAUCUCACCAAAAUCAAAUUCAUCUCCGCAAGCAUCUCCACUACCAAUAACACCUAUCACCAGCUGUAUAGUUACAUCCAAACAUUCAAUUCUAAAAUAUCACGAUGAACUAGAUAAACCAUCAGUACAACACAAUACAAUCGCACAAAAGACUCCUGCUAUUGAGAAUCAUUCACUUUCCAAUACUGAGAAAACACCUUAUUCCCAACGGCUGGCUUCUAUCAUCAAGGAAUCGCUUUCUCCUCAUUCUGAUCGUUCAACCUACCGUGCAGAACGAGCUCAUGUCAUUCCAACAUUUCGAUUCCCUUCUCAUUCGUCUUCAACAAAAAAAGACCAUGAAUUUGAAGACAUAAUGACACCUAUUUCUAGCAAGCGACCUUCUCAUAAUCUACUAUCUAAUAUUGCUCCAUCAUCAACUACUCCAUCAUCCGAUCAAAGUAGCGGACGGUCUUCAAAACCAUUUGCUUCAUUUGGUUUCGACACAUCAAUGGAUCAUCGUGUUAUAAAUGAUACAGCAACGUUAUCUACAAUUGAAAUUUACACACCUCAGGACGAAGAAACAUUCUACGAGGAUUAUUUGUGUAAAUCGGCUUCUACACUCGGUAUUUCCACGCGAAGUACUUGUUCUUAA